Misgurnus anguillicaudatus (oriental weatherfish) is the source of this 5639-nucleotide messenger RNA. Its product is annotated as glutamate receptor ionotropic, kainate 5. NCBI's taxonomy places the organism in Eukaryota, Metazoa, Chordata, Actinopteri, Cypriniformes, Cobitidae. Gene Ontology annotation, molecular function: signaling receptor activity; ligand-gated monoatomic ion channel activity. Gene Ontology annotation, cellular component: membrane. The record is from RefSeq and is a predicted model, not a curated record. Gene Ontology annotation, biological process: monoatomic ion transport.
GAAAAUAAUAAAAAAAUAACAGAGAUUUUGCACGGAUAUUUAAAACACCAAAUAUCGACAUCUGAAAUUUCACUAUGAUUAAAAGAUUUGGGUAAAAACUAUACUUCUCAAAAUAAGAUUGACAUUUGCAUGGAAAUUCAACUCCUCCAUCAUCAAAUGUGUGCCGGCUGUUCAACCUGUAGAACCCUAAAAAAAAUCACUGUACGUGAAAAAUUGGUUACUUGCUGCUUUAAACAUAUCAAGCAUUUUACACUUCUGACGUCUUUGGUUUUUGAACACUUGCCUGAAAAGAUAGUGAUCUCAGCGGCUAAUAUUUGCCUUUGAAAAAUGAGGAGAGAAGAGAGAGAGAAUGGAGAAAAGGGGGUGUUGGAAGGAGCAGCGAGAGAGGAGGACUGCGAGCUGAUUGGAUUGGAGGGAGAGCAGAGGAGCUAUGGACAUUGUGAGGGACUUACAAAGCAGAAGCAAAGAUCAGAGGCUGGAAAAGACAGAUUGCAUAGCCUGCUGAUACUCGACGGUCAAGAGCGCUUGUGUGCAAGAAGAAAAAGCAGGAGGUAAAAGAAGAGGGACUUUACCCGAUCUUCAGUUCCUGAGAUCAUCCUCAGGUCCCCCCACACUGGGGUCAUCAUUGAAUCAGCAUCUCAUGACAGUGCACGGUGCUCCAAACAGGCUCUGUUCAGAAUGGCUCCACAGAGCAGGGAUUGUGUUAACCUGAGGAGGACCGUUCUCACACAGGGGUCUUAAUCAACUAAAGGACACAGGACUCAUCUGAUGAGGAAAUUCUGUCUGCAGUGACAGAUGUGACGGCCCUCCUCUCCCCAACAUCAGCUCUGUUUGCUUUCACAGACCUCAGAGCAGCCAUAACUCGACACGCCUCCAUCCUUGAGGAGUCAUUCUGAAGAGAGUGUGCCAAAGCUCCUUCAUGAACUCCUGAACAGAGGAGCCGUGGGAUUUGAACUUAAAGGAUUGAUGAGAGAUCCUCCACAUCAUCUCCACCAGGGCUCCUGAAUCAGUCCAUUCUCUUAGACUCACAAACUCUGCCUUUUCUGGAGGAUUUUUUGAUAUCACUCAGAGAAAUGUAAUAUCAUUCUCAAUAUAUUUUGAUCUAUUUAAUUCAAACGUGGCAGGUGUCCCAGGAAAGGAUUUACAGAGAAACCGAGUGCAAUACCUUGUACGUUGGAGUGUUUAUGUGUGUGUAUGUGAGUCUCUGUGGAGCAAUGGGUGAGGGUUGACUGAAAGAGGCAGGUAGAUUUUGGCAGACUGAUGCUGAGAUGUGCACCUGUAUGCACAUCAGUGUAUUCGUGUGUGAAACAUGUGAGAGUCUGUUUGUGUGAUUGUCUCUUGGAUCUGGCAAUUAUAGCUGUUCUCUCCUAUUUUUGUGUUGGAGCCGGCAGGGUCAACAUUAGAAGAGAGAGAGAGAGGGGGUGAGUGGGACGGAUACAGAAAAUAAUACAUUUGAGUGACACUUCUGCUUUUUUGUCACCGCUUUUUUGCCCCCUCAGAGUGAUUAAGCUUUGUAAAAAUACCACUACUUUUGUCCCAUCAAAAUGGAUUAUUAUAAGAAUCACGGCUUGUGAAGAGCUCUCAGAUGGAUCAUUGCUAUCCGGAGUUCAUUCAGCGCUAAGACUCUUCACAUCACUCCAUUUCUGAGACUUUCAACCUGUCAUUCUGGAAGACACCUGCGAAUCCCCGGGGGACUCUAUUCACCGGUUAUCACGGCAAUCCAUGGCACCCUGUUCCUGACAAGGUCCGCUUCAUUCGGGGGUGCUAUAGGCAGCAGAAGGCAUCUCCAUGAGGAGCGGUAGAAGAUGCCGGAACUGCCAGCGCUCCUGCUGUCGAUUUACUUCCGCUUCCUGUUAGUAACCGUGGUUACCAUGCCGCCCUCAUCACUUAGCCAGACCUCUGUUCUGUCAUCCGUACGGAUGGCGGCGAUUCUGGAUGACAGCUCUGUCUGUGGGCGUGGGGAGCGGUUAGCUUUAGCGUUAGCACGUGAGAACAUCAACAGUGUGAUGGAAGGCCCAGCACGUGCCCGUGUGGAGGUCGACAUCUUUGAACUCCAAAAAGACUCUCAGUAUGAGACUACAGAUACCAUGUGCCAGAUUCUUCCGAAGGGUGUGGUCUCUGUGAUUGGCCCUGCCUCCAGCCCUGCCUCUGGUUCCAUAGUUAGUCACAUUUGUGGGGAAAAAGAGAUCCCGCAUAUUAAAAUUGGUCCAGAGGAAACUCCACGGCUUCCUUACCUGCGCUUUGCAUCUGUGACUCUGUAUCCUAGCAACGAGGAUCUAAGCCUUGCCAUUGGAGCCAUCCUACGCUCCUUUAGCUACCCAUCGGCUAGUCUGGUCUGUGCUAAGGCCGAAUGUCUACUAAGACUCGAGGAGCUGAUAAGGCGUUUUCUGAUCUCUCGCGAGACGCUGUCAAUCAGGAUGCUGGACGAUAACCUUGACCCCACGCCUUUACUGAAGGAGAUUCGUGACGACAAAAUCGCUACAAUAAUUAUCGAUGCUAACGCAUCAAUAUCUUACCUUAUACUAAAGAAGGCAUCAGAGCUGGGAAUGACAUCAGCAUUUUACAAGUACAUUCUCACCACCAUGGACUUCCCAUUGUUGUGGUUGGAUGAUAUUGUGGAUGACCAAUCAAACAUAGUGGGCUUCUCAAUGUUCAACACCUCCCACCCAUUUUACGUGGAGUUUAUCAGGAGCCUUAACCUGUCCUGGAGAGAGGGCUGUGACAUCAACCCGUACCCAGGGCCAGCGUUAUCGUCCGCCCUGCUGUUUGAUGCGGUUCAUGUGGUGGUGAGCGCUGUACAGGAACUGAAUCGCAGUCAGGAGAUUGGUGUCAAACCUCUCAGCUGCACUUCACCUCAGAUCUGGCAGCAUGGAACCAGCCUCAUGAACUAUCUGCGGAUGGUGGAGUAUGAUGGUUUGACAGGUCGAGUUGAGUUCAACAGCAAAGGCCAGAGGACCAAUUACUCACUCCAUAUCUUGGAGAAGCACAGAGGAGGCCACAAGGAGAUUGGGAUCUGGUACUCCAACAAUACUUUGCUGAUGAACUCCACCAGUCUGGACAUCAACGUGUCUGAGACUCUGGCUAACAAGAGCCUCAUCGUCACAACCAUACUGGAGAACCCAUACGUGAUGAGAAAGGUGAAUUAUCAGGAGUUUGAAGGAAACGAACAGUACGAAGGAUUUUGCGUAGACAUGUUGAGAGAGCUGUCUGAUAUCCUCAAGUUCAACUAUCGCAUUAAACUGGUGGAUGACGCUCUUUAUGGAGCACCUGAACCCAACGGCUCAUGGACGGGCAUGGUGGGUGAACUGAUCAACAGGAAAGCUGAUUUGGCAGUAGCUGCUUUUACUAUCACUUCAGAGAGAGAGAAGGUCAUUGACUUCUCAAAGCCGUUUAUGACCUUGGGCAUCAGUAUUCUCUAUAGGGUUCAUAUAGGCAGGAAGCCAGGUUAUUUUUCCUUCCUGGAUCCUUUCUCACCGGCUGUUUGGCUCUUCAUGCUGCUGGCUUACCUUGCUGUCAGCUGUGUGCUUUUUCUUUCCGCUAGGUUGAGUCCAUAUGAAUGGUAUAAUCCUCACCCAUGUCUACGUGAGCGCAAAGACCUGUUGGAGAAUCAGUACACAUUAGGAAACAGCCUGUGGUUUCCUGUAGGGGGCUUCAUGCAGCAGGGAUCAGAGAUUAUGCCCCGGGCUCUAUCCACACGCUGUGUCAGUGGGGUUUGGUGGGCUUUUACUCUUAUAAUCAUCUCCUCGUACACAGCAAAUCUGGCUGCUUUUCUGACAGUGCAGAGGAUGGAGGUACCAAUCGAAUCACCUGAUGAUCUGGCAGAUCAAACCAAUAUCCAGUAUGGCACCAUUCAUGGAGGAAGCACCAUGACCUUUUUUAUGAACUCUCGCUAUCAAACGUAUCAGCGCAUGUGGAACUACAUGUACUCUAAACAGCCCAGUGUAUUUGUGAAGAGCACAGAGGAGGGCAUCGCUCGAGUCUUAAACUCGAAAUAUGCCUUCCUCCUCGAGAGCACCAUGAACGAGUAUCACCGGAGCCUCAACUGCAACCUCACCCAGAUCGGAGGCCUGUUGGACACCAAGGGUUAUGGCAUCGGCAUGCCUCUGGGUUCCCCUUUCAGAGAUGAGAUCAGUCUGGCUGUGUUGCAGCUGCAGGAAAACAACCGGUUGGAGAUCCUGAAAAGAAGGUGGUGGGAGGGAGGACAGUGUCCCAAAGAGGAGGACCACCGUGCCAAAGGACUUGGAAUGGAGAACAUUGGUGGUAUAUUUGUGGUGUUGAUCUGUGGCCUGAUUAUUGCUGUGUUUGUGGCUGUGAUGGAGUUUGUGUGGUCCACACGUCGAUCAGCUGAAACAGACGAGGUACGACCUCUCUCCUGCGAACGCCAAUAUCACAGUCACACUACAGUGUCUGUGUGCCAAGAGAUGUUGACGGAGUUUCGGAACGCUGUCUCGUGCAAGAAAAGUUCUCGUCUGCGCCGACGUCGACCCCUCCCCAGCUCUUUGGCCCUUCGUCACCCCACUCGCAUCACUUUAGGGGCUCCCCGGCCCCUACGCCUUGUCAGAGAUAUGCGCCUUAGCAAUGGAAAGCUCUAUAGCGGUACCGGACCCCUAACAGGAGGUUCAGGGGCCGGAGGAGGCCCUUCAGACAUGGGCCCCGGCCCUCAACGGCUCCUGGAGGACCCAUUAGGUGCCAACAGCACCCCUACAGUGGCUCUUGGUCCACCAGCAGUGACAGUACCUCUGCCACGAGGCUGUACUCACGUGCGCAUCUGUCAAGAGUGCAGGCGCAUCCAGAGCCUCCGCACAACCUCCUGCACACGCAUCCCUCCCUCAACGGCCCCUCUGCCGCGCCUGGCUCCCCCUCCUCCACACUCAUCGUCCAAUACAGACAGUGAAGGGGGUGGUGGGCACAGCCCGUGUCGGAUAGGCCACUCACCACCAGCAAAAGGCUGCACUUUACCUCCACCUCAGUCUAGCAUCAAUACUGAACUAUUAGGAGAACAGAAAUGAGAAACUAAAAUGGAGAGAGCGAGAGGGAGAGAGAAAGAGAUGGAAGAAUGUAAAAAGCCAAAAGGGGAGACACUAUGAACUAUGACAUGUUUUUGCAAUGUUUGUGUCUUUAAUUUUUAUUCUCGUUUUCUUUCAGAUUUCAGGUAUUGGUGUCAUAUCAAUUCAAAUGUUUGUAAUAUUUCUGUCUGAAGUAACCUUAAAAUGCAUUAAUAAAGAUCAGUGUGAGACUCAAUGGGUAGUACAGAGAUAUUAAACUUCCCCAGCAGACAGCACAGAGACUUUCCUUCUUCCUUUGGCUGUAAUUUGUAUGUGAUCAGACUCUUCAUCUCUCCCUCUCUCUCUCUCUCUCUCUGGUGAGGUCACACACAGGAAGUAGCACAGAGACUCUUUUGGAUGUCAUUGUUUUGAUGAUGGAGUCAGACAGCAACAGAAUGAGAGCACACACUUCAAUGGAGGACAAUGUGAAAUACACAAACUUGUUAAUGUAAAGAUACUCUAAACAGAUAUUCUUACUUUUCUGUACUAUACUUAUUUUUAAAUUCACUGUCUGUGUAAUUUAAUUCUGGGGUUGUGUUGUCUGAAUUGGAAUUUAAAUAUAGAGAUCCUUUAUUGAUACUGAGAAGAUCAACA